Hipposideros armiger (great roundleaf bat) is the source of this 1848-nucleotide messenger RNA. It is a transcript of the gene ZDHHC16, whose product is annotated as zDHHC palmitoyltransferase 16. The record is from RefSeq and is a predicted model, not a curated record. Gene Ontology annotation, molecular function: palmitoyltransferase activity. NCBI's taxonomy places the organism in Eukaryota, Metazoa, Chordata, Mammalia, Chiroptera, Hipposideridae. The transcript is spliced from 12 exons. The coding region runs from base 250 to 1383 and encodes 377 amino acids.
GAGCUCCGGGAACGCGUGCGCCUGCGCCUGGGGCUGAGGAUGGUCUGGCGGCGGGUCCGGGUCUGCAGGCUGGCUCUGUGGGCGGCGGGCCAUGGUUGGUUGGAUUGAGCCGGGCUGCCGUGGGGCGCCGAGCUGGAGGGGGUGGCGGUGAGCCGAGGCCGCGGGCGCGUUUUGGCUGAUUGGGGAGUCGGCAGGUGGCAGGUGUGCACCAUCUUGGAUUUGCUGUGCAACCACAUGGUGUAAUGAACCAUGCAGGGCCAGCGGAGCCUGCUGCUGGGCCCCGCCCGCCUCUGCCUGCGCCUGCUUCUGCUAUUGGGCACCAGGCGCCGCUGUCCCCCUCUGCUCCGGGAUCUGGUGCAGCGCUGGCGCUAUGGCAAGGUCUGCGUGCGCUCCCUGAUCUACAACUCCUUCGGGGGCGGUGACACUGCUGUUGAUGCUGCCUUUGAGCCCAUCUACUGGCUAGUGGACAACGUGAUCCGCUGGUGUGGAGUGGUGUUUGUGGUGCUGGUGAUUGUGCUGACCAGCUCCAUUGUGGCCAUCGCCUACCUAUGUAUCCUGCCCCUCAUCCUCCGAACCUACUCAGUCCCACGACUCUGCUGGCAUUUCUUCUAUAGUCACUGGAAUCUGAUCCUCAUCGUCUUUCAUUACUACCAGGCCAUCACCACUCCACCUGGAUAUCCACCCCAGGGCAGGAAUGAUAUCGCCACAGUCUCCAUCUGUAAGAAGUGCAUUUACCCCAAGCCAGCCCGAACACACCACUGCAGCAUCUGCAAUAGGUGUGUGCUGAAGAUGGACCAUCACUGCCCCUGGCUGAACAACUGUGUGGGCCACUAUAACCAUCGGUACUUCUUCUCCUUCUGCUUCUUCAUGACUCUGGGAUGUGUCUACUGCAGCUACGGAAGUUGGGACCUCUUCCGGGAGGCUUACGCUGCCAUCGAGAAAAUGAAACAGCUCGACAAGAACAAACUACAGGCGGUUGCCAACCAGACUUAUCACCAGACCCCACCACCCACCUUCUCCUUUGGAGAAAGAGUGACUCACAAGAGUCUUGUCUACCUCUGGUUCCUGUGCAGUUCUGUGGCACUUGCCCUCGGUGCCCUAACUGUAUGGCAUGCUGUUCUCAUCAGUCGAGGUGAGACUAGUAUCGAAAGGCACAUCAAUAAGAAGGAGAGACGUCGGCUGCAGGCCAAGGGCAGAGUUUUUAGGAAUCAUUACAACUACGGCUGCUUGGACAACUGGAAGUUAUUCCUGGGUGUGGACACAGGAAGGCACUGGCUUACUCGGGUGCUGUUACCUUCCAGUCACCUGCCCCAUGGGAAUGGAAUGAAUUGGGACCCCCCUCCCUGGGUGACCGCUCACUCCGCCUCUGUGAUGGCAGUGUGAGCUGGAUUGUCAGCCACAACUUGAGCAUCACCCUGCUUCCUGUGUUGUCUCAAGGGCCUCUAAGAGUAGCUUUUUGGAAUCUUGAGCAAAGAGCCAGUGGGCCUGCCUUAGGGUACCAUGCAAGGACAACUCAAGGACCUAUCUCCUGGCCGCUGCAGAAACAAAGCACGAGGUGGAAAAAUCCUAGGACUGAUGUCCCUUUACUCAGGCCAACAGAAGUUCCAGCCAUAGACUGGAGAUCAGGCAGCUAGCACCCUUGCCGGGUGCUGACCCCAGCCUCCGCAUUACAGCUUGGGGGUUGGCCACCACCUCUUCCACGUGCUGCCUGAGAAAACACCUGAAUGGUCAAGCUGAGAUCCUGGCUUCUCAACAGGGCAAAGAUACCAGGCCUACUGCUGAGGUCACUGCCACUUCUCACAUGCUGCUGAAGGGGAAAAAAAUAAAGGAAUUUGAUUUUUAAAAAUA